GGCACAAGACAGGUGGGAUAGCUCAAGCAGAAAAUAUAGACUGCAAGUACCCCGUGCCCUCGCUCCGUCUUUCCCAGUUCACCAACCACAAAUAAUCUUCUUCUUGACACUGCGCGGUUGAGUUUAAUACUGAAGACACAGAAGCUUCCUCCGGUGUUGGCCUGAAGUUUUUGGGAGCAAGGAAAGUCCGAUCGCCAUGGCGGCAGGGAAGGUGUACUCGUUCGAGGAGGUGCGGCCGCACGCUGAUCGGAAGGAUUGCUGGCUCAUCAUCAACGGCAAGGUGUACGACGUGACGGCGUUCAUGGAGGAGCACCCCGGCGGCGACGAGGUCCUGCUGGCGUGCAUCGGCAAGGACGCGACGGCCGACUACGAGAACAUCGGCCACAGCGAGUCGGCCAAGGAGCAGAUGGCGCAGUACUGCAUCGGGGAGAUCGACGCCGCAACCAUCCCCGCCAAGCCCGUCAAAGUCGAGGACUUCCCGGCUCCUAGCGCCAGCAGCCCGGGCGUCUGGCGCACGGUGCUGCAGCUCGCCGUGCCCCUCCUGCUGGUGACCAUGGCUUUUGGGUUCCAGAACUUCGCCAACACCGAAACAGAGUAGGGAAAACAGAUACCGCCGUGAUGCAAUCCUGUAGCCUUCUUGGAAGUAUCUGCGCGUCCUAAGCAGUUGUCGUCUGUCA
This is a messenger RNA of Lolium rigidum, 677 nucleotides long. Its product is annotated as cytochrome B5-like. Gene Ontology annotation, cellular component: intracellular membrane-bounded organelle; membrane. Gene Ontology annotation, molecular function: heme binding. The coding region runs from base 197 to 598 and encodes 133 amino acids. The record is from RefSeq and is a predicted model, not a curated record. NCBI's taxonomy places the organism in Eukaryota, Viridiplantae, Streptophyta, Magnoliopsida, Poales, Poaceae. The transcript is spliced from 3 exons.